UAGUGAGAGAGUUGCGGACGCAAACAAGCGAUCUCAGGCUCCGACUUACAACCACUAACCACAACAACAACAACAACAGCAGCUCGUGAUCGCUCGCUGUGCUGUGAGUUAAAGCGCUCUUCAUCGCGACGCCGUCGACAUGCCGCCGAAGAAGCGCAGCAGCGGGACCCCGCAGAAGAAAGAGCUCAAGGGGAACACGAAGAGCGGAUCUCCGGACAGCGGCGAGAACGCAGUGCUGCUGAGCCCCGAACGACACAAGGACAAGGAGCCUGAGUUUGUGUCUCUCAGUGGGGAGCUCCAGGCCACCAAUCCCAUCUGUGAUCAUGCAUGGAGAAUUUGGGAGAGGGAGAUCAGGUCGAUGGACAAGGCAAAUAUGCCAUAUUCAAACAGACAGCAGUGGGGAGCUUGCCUGUUCAUAGCAGGCAUGGAGCUUGAUGGCCUCAGCCUCACCUUCACACAGUACCUGAAAGUGGUUGGACUGAGUGUGAAGCAGUUCAUCAGUCUUGUGAGGAAGAUGGACGUAAACGUGGACACAAUAAGCCCUAAAGUGAACACUGCUCUGAAACGACUGGAAAACAAAUACGAUGUGACACUGGCUCUCUACCAAAGAUUUGUGAAGACUUGUGAAAAGAUUUCUGCAGAGCCUGACAAAGCAAAGAGGACAGAGCUUUGGGAAAGCAGUUGGACCAUGUUCCUUUUGGCCAAGGGAACAUUUCUGCAGAUGGAGGAUGACCUUGUGAUAGCCUUCCAAUUGCUUCUGUGUGUUCUGGAGUUCUUCACCAAGCGUUUCACUCCGUCUCUGCUUCAGUCACCAUACAAGUCAGCAGUUAGUUCAUCCACCUUGAGUCCUCCAACUAGGACAUCCCGACGCAAUCAGGGCAAAGUCAAAACCCGUCCUCCGGAGAUGGACGUACAGUUGCUGGAAACACUGUGCAAGGAGAGCGACUGCAGUGUGGAUGAGGUGAAAAAUGUGUACCAGACCACUUUUUGUGCAUUCCUGGACUCUGUGGGCCUGUCAGGUCUCCAAGGGCUUCCUCCUCUGGAAACCCUUUCUAAGCAAUAUGAAGAGCUGUACUACAAAAACAAGGACUUCGAUGCUAGGUUGUUCUUGGUUAAUGAUGAGACGCUUUCUUCCAGCAAAACAGAAGUGUCAAAGGUGGAAAUGACUCCAAGAAAGAAUCUGUCUGGAGAUGAUGUUGCGAUUCCAGUUCCACAGACCCCAAUCAGGGCUGCAAUGAACUCUAUACAACAGCUCAGGGUUGAUCUUACCUCAGCCAGUGACCAGCCCUCAAGCAAUCUCCUAGUCUAUUACAGGAACUGCACUGUUGACCCAUCUGAAGAGAUCAGAAAUAGGGUUGAAGAGCUGGGUCAGGUCUUCAUCAAGAGGUUUGCACAGGCUGUGGGCCAGCACUGUGAGGGGUUGGGCAGAAAGCGGUUUAAUCUUGGUGCCCAGCUCUACUAUAAAGUCAUGGAGUCCAUGCUUAAAUCGGAGGAGAAGAGAUUAUCUGUCCAAAACUUCAGUAAACUUCUCAACAAUGCAGCAUUCCAUACCUCAUUGCUUGCUUGUGCCCUGGAAGUUGUUAUGGCAACCUAUGUCGGGAACUCCUUAAAGAGUGGCCGCAGCACAGGGGCCAGCGACUCUGUGGAAACGGAUCUGUGCUUCCCCUGGAUCUUGGACGUCUUCCAGCUGCCUGCUUUCGACUUCUACAAGGUGAUAGAGAGCUUCAUUAAAGCCGAGCCCACCCUGAAACAUGACAUGAUGAAACACCUGGAGCAGUGCGAACAUGUCAUCAUGGAGAGUCUGGCUUGGAAAGCGGACUCUCCUCUCUUUGACCUCCUCAAACAGUCUCGUGAGGAAGGACCUGGUGAACAAGCAGAGCCCCCCGCUACUCUAAACCAGCCCCUGCAUCACAACCACACCGCUGCUGACCUAUAUCUGUCUCCCAAAGCGGCCGAGCCAUCAUCCCCAGCGACAGAGGCAGAGCCCCCCACACCCGGCACAAGAGCACUCCGCUCAAACUCUCUGAGCCUCUUCUACAAAAAAUUGUACAGGAUGACAUACCUGCAACUGAAAACACUGUUCUCACAUCUGCUGACCUCACACCCAGAACUGGAGCCAAUAAUAUGGACCCUGCUUCAGCACACCCUCCAGAACGAGUAUGAAUUAAUGCGUGACAGACACCUGGAUCAGUUGAUUAUGUCAGCUAUGUAUGCCAUAUGCAAGGUGAAAAAUGUGGACUUGCGCUUCAAAACGAUAGUUACCGCUUACAAAGAGAUGCCUAAUACUAAUCAAGAGACAUUUAAGCGUGUGCUUAUCAGAGAGGGGCAGUACGACUCCAUCAUUGUCUUCUACAAUCUGGUCUUCAUGCAGAAGCUGAAGACUAACAUUCUUCAGUAUUCCUCUCCUCGGCCUCCUCCUCUGUCUCCCAUUCCCCGCAUCCCCUGCAGCCCCUACAAGAACUCUCCUCUGCGGGUGCCUGGCAGCAAUAACGUCUAUGUCUCCCCUUUGAAAAGCAGCCGUAUGUCCCCAGUGGUCAUGACACCACGGAGCAGAAUUCUUAUAUCUAUUGGCGAAUCCUUUGGGUCUGCAGACAAAUUUCAGAAGAUUAAUGAGAUGGUGAGCAGCACCGAUUGGUCCCUCAAGAGGAGUCUGGAUGGAGGCUCCGCCCCCAAGCCCCUGAAGAGGUUACGCUUUGACAUGGAUGGACAAGAUGAAGCUGAUGGAAGCAAAACGAGCGGCGAGUCAACACUGAUCCAGAAGCUGGCUGAGAUGAGCUCGACGCGUACUCGUAUGCAGGAACAGAAGCUGAAGGAGGAGUCCGUUAAAGAGCAUCCAGAGCCCUAAAUAAAUACAGUUUUUAAUGCCUGAAGAAAACCACUCCGCCAUUGAAAGGGAAACGCUGACUUGCCUGAGUGUUAUAUGUUGCUACAUUUUGGACGACUCCACAUGUUUUAAUAUUUAAGUGGUGCACUGCAUUUCCUGAGAUAGCAUAGGUGCUUUACCUGUGCUAUUUAAUUUUAGGUUUAAGUGUGUGAGGGCCCAUGAAGGAGGUUUUAUACUUUUAGUAGUUUAUGUUGAGGAAGUAACGUGACGCAUACCUCUUAAAGGGACAGUUCACCCAAAAUGAAAACGAUAUCAUUUACUCACCCCCCCCAAGCUGCUGCUCCUCCUCCGGCUGAACACCAGGGACGAUAUUUCGAAGAAUGUUUGCAACCAAAGUUAAUAGACUUCUGUAGUACGGGGCGGAAAAUACAAUGGAAGUCAAUCAGGUUUAUGAACUGUUCGGUAACUAAAAAUUGGAACAAAUUGAGGGUGAGAACGAUGACAGAAUUUUUUAUUUUUGGUUGAACUUUUCUUUGAUAAUUGAUCUACUAACGUAUACAAUCUGGCUGAUUUAGUGUGUCUUGAUAAUUUAUUGUUUUGUUUAGUUUUUUUUUAAAUUUUCAUUCAUUUUAAAGCUGCCUACUUUUUCCUCAUUGCUGUACAGGAAAUUGAGAUUUACGCCACAGUGUUUCCUUGAAUCAAGUAUUGAACCCUGCUGGUGACUUCUCUCAUUUCUUUUGAGGACCCCCUUAUAGAAGUAAAUGGAAUUAAUUUUGAAACUGUUCUAAAUUGGUUGCAGUUCAAGCAUUGCUGGGGUUUUAGGAUGUGAUUGUUGUGUACGUGGAAGUGCACGUGUUUGUCAACACAGACCAUUGUCUGUUUGACUUUUUCAUGUUCUUCCUGGACCGCAUUGUUGUUUUUACUGUUGGAUUUUAAGAGCUUUUGCUGUUGGAUUUGUAGAGCUUUUGUUACUAAUAUUCAAAACAAUUAUGUUAUACCUCAAAUGUUCAUUUUUGAAAAAUUAUGUAAUGCCUCAAAUGUUUAACAACUGUUUGUUAAAGAACGAUAAAAUGUGUCCUGUUUUGAUUUAAAGAAGACAGUGGCACAUUUGCCUGCCUCUUGUAACCACAAACUGAGACCGUAGCCAUAGCGCAUGGUGCUAAAAUGAUAAAUCACACCUGUUUUUUCUUUUGUGUUGGCAGAUACACUUCCUACCGGAAUGCUGUUUGUCAAGAAAUGACAUGCUCGCAAAUGUCUUUCUCACAAUAGUAGCGUUUAAACUUCAGAGAUUGAUCUCGCAUCGUCUUGUUUUUUUUUUUUUUUAGGGGGUUGUUUUUGAAAGAUCAUUUUUACUUUGAAAUCAUUUCUGCAUCCCAUAUUCCCAAAAGUUGCAAAAGCGUUGAUUUCUUAAGUAGGUUAAUCUUCUGAACGAUGACUGGAACAUGUCUGUGCAUGAAGGCAGGAGAUGAAAUUUAAUAUGUUCACUCAAAUUCCCCUCGCAUCAUUUAGGGUUACUAACGUGCUGCUAUCGUCAUAGCAUAGACGCUCACAAAGGCUCUGCUUUGUCAGCAGUGGGUUCUUUUAAAAGGUUAUCAGUACAUCUUUAUCAGAAGUGCUUGUGCUUAUGGAAUUUAACCCAGUUACUCUGAACCAAACUUUCACAUUACAUUAGGAAACGAAUAAGGGGGGGGGGCUGUAAAAUGCACAUUUGCAUAUAUAGUUGUGGUUUAAAGCUGGCAUGCACAGUUCAGAGUAAACUGCGUUUUGUUUUGCAUCUGAAUGGCUUCUGUCAAUUGCCUAAUGAUAAGCAUUGGACAUUGGACUUUUCGUACCUGCUGUAUAUAAAGACAUCAUUUAAAAGUUUCAUCUGUAGCAGUUGAAAGAGCUGCUUUACUGAACAAUGCAGGUAUAAGGAAGGCUGCUGUUCUUAUAGAAGGAAAUGAAUCAGACCUUUUUAUACAGAUUAAAGUGAUGAUGGGGAGGCCGGUCUUGGGACAUCCUCCUUCUACUUUGUUUUCUACUUCAUACCUCCUCUAGUAGCUGACAAUUCUGUGCUGGUUUGGCUAGUGACAAACUGUUAGCGUUUUUGGACGACCUGCUUUCACCUCUCCACUCUGCAGAAAAGGAAAGGACAUGAAUGCAUCUUUUCAAGAGCUCUCCUGUUUGAGCUCCAACAGCACUGAUGUCUUCAAACGCCAAGUGUAUCCUGCAGCAUACAUUCUCAUUUUUGUCCUGGGAGUCGCCGGUCACUCUUUAU
This is a messenger RNA of Puntigrus tetrazona (Sumatra barb), 5081 nucleotides long. RefSeq names its product retinoblastoma-associated protein-like. Gene Ontology annotation, cellular component: chromatin; nucleus; Rb-E2F complex. The coding region runs from base 140 to 2845 and encodes 901 amino acids. The record is from RefSeq and is a predicted model, not a curated record. The transcript is spliced from 28 exons. Gene Ontology annotation, biological process: regulation of transcription by RNA polymerase II; neuron projection development; negative regulation of G1/S transition of mitotic cell cycle. Lineage: Eukaryota; Metazoa; Chordata; Actinopteri; Cypriniformes; Cyprinidae. Gene Ontology annotation, molecular function: RNA polymerase II transcription regulatory region sequence-specific DNA binding.